ACGCCCAAGAGGGCCCUCACCCACGAUGAUCGGCUACUUCUUUGCUCUGCUUCCCUUGUAUAUACUUGUAUAUCUCCCUCUCCGGCACAUGUUCUUUGGGUCUCCCGAAGACCUCUCGAACCAAAAUGUCGUUACGUAUAACAGCUCUCUGAUCGCGAGCGACGAACCCCUAUCUUGUCCCGCCCACAGCUACAACACCUUCAUACUCUCCCACGAACCCCUAAUCAUUUACAUUGAAGGCUUUCUCAGUGCCGCCGAAUCCAAGCAUCUUCUUGAAAUCAGCGAAGAUAAAUUCGAGCCCUCGACCGUGACCUCUGGCACGGAAGAGGAUGUCUCUAUCAGGAAGGAUAUCCGGCUCUCUGAAGUAGCAAUGCUCGACCGCGACGAUGUGGUGCGGUGUAUCGAGCACCGGGCCCGAGACUUUCAGGGCUGGCGUCCUAAUCUGCAUAUUGAGCGGUUGAGAACGCAGAGAUAUGGUACCGGAGGCUACUAUACGCAUCAUUACGAUUGGAGUGGAGGCUCCGGGCGCACUCAGAACCGCGUCAGUACGUUUAAUGUCUAUGUGCUUGGGGACUGCGAGGGUGGUGGGACGCAGUUCCCCAGGAUUAGCAUGCCGGAGACGGGGAGGGGGAGAUGGUGCGAGUUCCUGGAGUGUAAGGAUGAUGAGGAAGGAGAGGAAGGAGAGGAGAAAAUGGGUGUCACAUUCAGGCCGAUUACAGGGAAUGCGAUCUUCUGGGAAAAUCUAGGACCGGAUGGGAAUGGGUAUGAGGAGACUUGGCAUGCUGGACUGCCGGUGCUAUCGGGGACGAAAGUUGGGUUGAAUAUCUGGAGUUGGGGACCUGCGAGAAGGAAGUAGUCGAUUUCCCGAGUAUGUACAAAGAAUGUAGGUUCAUACAAUCAUCACGUGCAUUCAUCCGUC
Molecule: messenger RNA, 919 nt
Organism: Amorphotheca resinae ATCC 22711
Lineage: Eukaryota; Fungi; Ascomycota; Leotiomycetes; Helotiales; Amorphothecaceae
Exons: 2
Coding region: 26-856 (276 amino acids)
Biological process (GO): peptidyl-proline hydroxylation to 4-hydroxy-L-proline
Cellular component (GO): endoplasmic reticulum
Molecular function (GO): iron ion binding; procollagen-proline 4-dioxygenase activity; L-ascorbic acid binding
Source: RefSeq, a predicted model, not a curated record